CGUGGACACUACACUAUACUAUACUAUACUAUACUAUACUAUACUAUACUAUACUAUACUGUAAUGACCGUCUGCCGUGGACAAUUACUGCACCGAGGCGAGCUGUGGAGAUGGUGGACUGCGACACAACUGGGGGGGAGAAAGAAGUUGAAUGUGGCGAGAAAAGUGAGGACGACGAGUGGUGGUGCUACAGAGAUUGUGGAGGAGUGCAGUGGAAAUGAAGGGGAGGAAGAAGGUGAAUGUGGAGAGGAAAGUGAGGGAGAUUUAUGGGUUCGAGUUGUGGAGAUGGUGGAGAAGUCCAGCGGAAGUGAGGGGGAGGAAGAAGAAUCUGAAGAGAAAGUUAGGAAGGUGAGUGGGUGUCAAGGUAUGGUGAGAUUUACACCAUCGUUCUUACAGCUGAUGGACGGCAUGGAGAACCAACAGCAAUGGCACUUGCAGGAUCGGCAAGAAUACCAAACAGGUCCUGGUGCAGGGGCUCCGACCUUAAUCCAGAUGAUGGAAUUCCACGAGGGAGCCGAGUCCCUUCAAGCUGUCAGCCGGAAACGUGCGAGGACACAUGCCACCACUUGGAGAAUGCUGAAUGAGAGGGAGCAAGGCGUUGGCUGCCCGUUCAGAACACCUGCCAAGGUCCACAUCAGCAAGAAGUAUUUGCCGGACUCAUGGUCCUACACCCUUUCCAAUUUUGAGAGUAAGGUGUAUUGUGGCCAGUUCAGCCCUGAUGGCUCUAUCUUCGCAAGUACUUCAGAGGAUGGACAUCUCCGUCUUUAUCAUACGGAUUCAAUGCGGACAUACCGACCUUACAAAGAGCAUGCUCUUGGGGCGAGGAACAUAUUGGAUAUUGAUUACAGCCCUGACCAGCGAUGGAUGAUCUGUGCACCUCUGCGCAGCAGGGGCAAAGUGAGCAUUUGUAAUACUGAUGGUGAAAGAAACAUUCAGAGAUCCAUUGACUUCAGGGAGCUGGUGGAGGAGGAGAGGUUACUGUCAUUCAUGAUCCUUGCAGUGAAGUUCUUUUCUCUCCUGUGUUGACUUGCUUCUCUAGACAAGCAAAGGGACUGGCUGGUCUGCAAUUCCACUUUUGGGUAGCUGUGUGGACCGAUAUGCUGUCACUCUUCCCCUGUACUGCACAUGCCUGCAUGUUCAUGCUCUCAGUAAUGAAUGUUUACGCACUGU
Molecule: messenger RNA, 1170 nt
Organism: Chara braunii
Lineage: Eukaryota; Viridiplantae; Streptophyta; Charophyceae; Charales; Characeae
Source: the annotation of a GenBank genome assembly